Colletes gigas is the source of this 1282-nucleotide messenger RNA. RefSeq names its product N-acylneuraminate-9-phosphatase. The transcript is spliced from 2 exons. NCBI's taxonomy places the organism in Eukaryota, Metazoa, Arthropoda, Insecta, Hymenoptera, Colletidae. The record is from RefSeq and is a predicted model, not a curated record. The annotation marks the transcript as partial. Gene Ontology annotation, molecular function: hydrolase activity.
CUACAGUUGGCUGAGGAAUUAACGCAAGAAUAUGGCAUUGCUGAAGAUGUAUCUGUCAAGAUUACAGCAACAUAUUUGAAACUCUUUAGAAAGUGUCCCGACAAUGUGAUUUAUACCUUGGAUGUUUGGCGCACAACUUUAUGGAGUAAAGCGCUCGGAGAGAAAUAUUCGUACCUAGCAAACAGAAUUUACGAACGAUGGUUGUAUUUAAGAUAUUAUUAUUUGACACUGUCAUCAGAUGUAAUUUCUAUGCUCAGACAGUUGAGGAUAAAAUACCACUUAGGUUUGAUUACGAAUGGCCCCUCCAAUGCGCAAUGGGAAAAAAUACACAAACUAUCGCUCGAGCAAUACUUCGAUAUCAUCCUAGUAUCUGGUGAUUUACCAUGGGAGAAACCACACAGAGAAAUAUUCAGAAGAGCAUGUCGAUUUUUAAAUGUCAAAUCGGACAGAUGUAUAAUGGUUGGUGACAAAUUGGAAACCGACAUUCUAGGUGGAAUAGAAGCAGGUCUAGGAGGUACAGUUUGGAUUCCAAUAUCAGAAAAGUCACAUUUAUUAGAGGAAGAUCCACAACCAGAUUUUACUAUAAGUCACAUAACGGAUAUCUUAAAUAUUUUAAAUAGCGGACCCGGCGCACCGGAACUCGAAGAUUCCUCUUCAAAUGCGUCCGAUGGUAGCUGAUGAGGAAACAAAUCUCUUUUUUUAUUUUUAUUUUAGUUUCGUGACUAAUUUUGUUACGAAACGUUUUUCAUUUCGUCUAAACUUCAGUACCGUCGUGACUAAGUACUGUUUCUUAUAGCUAACUGUAACAUGUAAUUUAUUUUACAUGAUAAAAACACAACUCGAAGACAUUAUUCAAAUGUUUCCGGUUGUAUAGAAAAGAGUGAAAUUAUUGACUGCAAGAUAACAAUCAAUAAGUGAUAUUGCAUUUGAAGGAAAGAAGUCAAAUCUUUAUUUUAAUUGCAUUUGUAAGAAAAAUUUUUUUUUUUUUCUUUUUUAAAGUUUUCUCAUAACUUUUACGUCAUUUGUAUGAAAUUAUGUCUACAUUUUUGUAUGAAAAAUAUUCCCUUGUAUAAUACAUUUUUGUUUUUAAAGUCAAACAUUGAAGAAGCAGGUACGAUUUUGCAAAUCGUAACUGUACGAGUUUAUUAUAAGUGAGAAAAGUGCAACCUACGUACAAAGUGCAUAGAGCACAUUUGCAUCUGUGUAGUAAUAUAAAAAAGAUGAAAGAUAACCAUUUUAGUUUUAUAUUCUAUGUGUACUAAUACUUUCUGUACAAUAUCAU